Molecule: messenger RNA, 10122 nt
Organism: Ictalurus furcatus (blue catfish)
Lineage: Eukaryota; Metazoa; Chordata; Actinopteri; Siluriformes; Ictaluridae
Product: MAM and LDL-receptor class A domain-containing protein 1
Exons: 34
Coding region: 129-6962 (2277 amino acids)
Cellular component (GO): membrane
Molecular function (GO): protein binding
Source: RefSeq, a predicted model, not a curated record
ACUCCUCCCUCAGUUAACAGGACAAAGUGCUUUGAAAGACUACCGAACACAACAGUAAAAUAGCAGAAGAAACCUACUACAACUACCACUGCUGAAUCUUAAGCAGUAAACUUCCAAAAAGGGAUACAAUGGCAAGACAUACAUGGGUUUGCCUUCUAUUAAUAGUCUGCAUAUUUGUGAUGAUCAGUGAAGCUUCAUUAAGUAAGCCUUCAAUUAAUCUUCCUGAUUGGAGGCCAAAUGCAGAUUAUAUUACAAAGUGUGAUUUUGACAGUGAUCAGUCUCCAUUCUGUGGCUGGAGUGUACAGGGGUUAAUCAGAAACCAUGCAGGACAUGAGCAAUUCUACCUCUCAAGAGAUCCAGUGAGCCCUGUAACUUGGCUAAAGAGUGAGGUUCUGUAUCUGUCUGGAGACUCGUGUCUUGAAUUCUGGUAUUAUAAACCAGGGCAUGAAAGCUCAGAACUGCGAGUCCUGCUAAGUGAUGAUGAUCUCCAAACACAAAUCUGGAGCUCUCUGUACACCGAUGGCUACACCUGGAGGCAGGUGCUCAUUCCACUGAGUUACUCAGAGAUUCCUGUGAAGAUUAUUUUUGAACUUCCACAAAGCCCAGGAAUGGAAGAAACUGUAUUUGACAGGAUUGGAGUACAGCGGGGACAUUGUGACUCUCAGUGCCAGCCAGGCACUCAGUUCUGGACAGAUGAAAUCACUCAGUGCACAUGUAUUGAAAGUCAGCUGUCCUGUGCCCAAAUUGCAUGUGGGGAUGGUCAACCCUGCACUAAGAUUGUUCAGUCCAAACGGUCAAGUGACUCAUUCGCAUCUGGCACCUGCAAAGUUAUGAGUGACCUGCGAUACACAACAUUUGAUGGGGUCAAAUCCCAUUUCAUGGGUCAUUGUAUCCAUGUGCUGACAGAGGUGUGUGAUGAGGCUGGAUUGCUUCCAAACUUUCUAGUGGAGGUGAAGAAUGAGCAAAUAGGCAAAUCAACUAAAUUCCAAAUCCAGCAGGUGAAUCUGAACAUAAAAAGUCUAAGAGUGACUCUGCCAAGAAGAAACAAUAGAAAAAUCAUGGUAAAUGGAAUUUGGAGGAAUCUCCCCCUAAGUAUAGAUAAAGACACAAUAAAAAUCAGUGCCAAUGGACUAGCUGUGGUGCUUCAGACAAACUUCAACCUGUCUGUUUCCUUUGCGAAAUCUGGUGCCCUUCAGGUAACCGUACCAAUCCAGUACUCAAACAAACUCUGUGGUAUGUGUGGCAACUUUAACAAUGUAAUGGAUGAUGAUAAGAACAUACCAGACAGAUCUCUGGUCAAAGACACCCAGAUUAUGGGGCAGAAGUGGAAGAGUGCCAAUUCCUUCUGCCAAGAGCCCACUGUACCAAGCGUGUGCUCAGAAUCUGAGAAGACAGAAUAUGCAAGCAAGAUUUACUGUGGAGUUCUGCUGUCCCAAAAAGGCCCCUUCUCCAAGUGCUCUUCUUCUCUUGAUACUUCAAGCCUCUUCAGGAGCUGUAUAUUUGAGAUGUGUACUACUAAAGGAUAUCAGGAGGCCUUCUGUGAUGUCCUGCAGGCAGUUGAAAAGUCCUGCAGUGAGGUUGGAAUUUCUGUGACUGGAUGGAGAAAUGCAACUCGCUGUUCUCUGUCCUGUGGGUCUAACAGCCACUUUAGUGCCUGCUCCAGUGAUUGCCCUGCCACUUGUUCUGUCCUGGAUGCUGCAGAGGAUUGUGGAAGGCGUCAAGAGAGAUGUGACUGUGAUGAUGGUUUCCUGCUAAGUGGAGGAAAGUGUGUACCUGUGGAAGACUGUGGUUGCUGGGUGGAUGGACAGCACUAUGAGAGAGGAGAGACAUUUAUGGAGGCCGACUGUGAGAGGCUGUGCACAUGUGCAGGCCAUGGCAAUAUUCAGUGUUCAGCUACUUCCUGCCUGGCCCAUGAAGUCUGUAAAGUCAAGAAUGGGGCCAUAGGAUGCUUUCCCUCCAGCCCAGUGACCUGCAGUGUAUAUGGUGAUCCCCAUUACAUCACCUUCGACGGCAAGGCCUAUUCAUUCCAGGGAACCUGCAACUACACUAUUGCUAAAACAUGUAGCAUUGGUGCAGUUCAGUUCACACUAACAGCACGGAAUGAGGGGAUGAGAAACUAUAUGUCUUCAUCUCUUAACUCUGUGGUUCUGGACCUGAAUGGCUUUCACCUUGCAAUCAGAAACAACAAGCUUGUUUAUGUGAAUGGAGUCCAAAUCACUCUUCCUUUUUCACACAGCACCUCAGUGAAUGUGUCCCAAACAGGUCCAUAUGUAAUAGUGGAAACAAACUUUGGUUUGAGGUUCCUGUUCAAUGGAAAUGACCGGCUCUUUGUGCAAGUAGAUGAGAGACACAAGGGCAGGAUGUGUGGACUCUGUGGAACCUAUUCUGGAAGUCAGUUUGAUGACUUCUUGACACCUGGUGGCAAUGUAGUCCCAUAUCCACAUGAUUUUGCUAAUAGUUGGAAUACUCAUGACAAGGACUGGCCUUGUGUCAAUGGCUCUCAGAAUAAACCCGAAUGUUCACCUGAGCUGGACAGCAAGGGAUUUCAGGAGUGUAGUAAGCUGUUUGGAGAUGCCUUCAAAGCCUGCCACUGGUUCGUGCCCCCUCAGAUCUAUGUGAACAGCUGUGUGCAAGACUAUUGCACCUCAGGGGGGGAGCAGACCCAGCUAUGUACUUCUUUACAAAAUUAUGUGGCAGCCUGUGAAGUGGCUGAGGUGUUUCUGGGAGACUGGUGGAAGGGCACAGUCUGUGAUGUUCCAACCACACCAACAACAGUAGAAACAAACAUCACAACACCAUCACAACCCACCACCCAAAAUUCCAGUGCAAGUUGCUCAUGGAGCUGCAGCUUUGACCAAGAUGAAUGUGGAUGGGAACAGUUAAUCCAGGACAGUUUUGAUUGGGCAAGAUGGUCUGGAUCAACACCCUCUGAUUACACUGGUCCAACCAGUGACCACACUACAGGAAGUGGCUUUUACAUGUAUAUUGAGGGUGAUGGAGUCUACCAUGGUGACUCAGCACGGAUGAUUAGUCCAGUGUGCAAUACUUUGGGCACCCAGUGCAUGACCUUCUGGUAUCACAUGUAUGGUUGGGCAACAUCCAUGAUGCUUAAUGUUUACCUGCUAGAAGAGAACCAUGCCACCAAAAUAUGGUCUAGAGAUAAUAGUCAAGGCAACCACUGGCACCUAGCUCAAACUGAGAUCAACCCAAUGGGACCAUUCCAGAUUAUUGUGGAAGGCAUUAGGGGUUCAAAUGCUCAAUCAGAUGUGGCAUGGGAUGAUGUUAUCAUAGUACAUGGAAAAUGUAGAGCAGUUAGCGUAAUGCCAGAACCUGAGGUACCAUCACCAACCAGUGGAGACCUGUCUAUUACUACCUCAGUGUGUGGAAUCAACUGCAAUUUUGACAACAAUCUUUGCACAUGGACACAACUGUUGACCGAUGUUUUUGAUUGGACGAGACACAGCGGUCCCACCCCUACAUCAAUGUCUGGGCCCUUGUCUGAUCACACAACAGGAACUGGUUACUACCUGUACAUUGAGGGUGACAGCGCCGUUCAUGGAGACACAGCUCGACUCCUUAGUGAGGAAUGCUUUGAUGUGCAACCCCAGUGUCUGCAGUUCUGGUACCACAUGUACGGCUCCAGCUGGACCAUGGGCCUGAGUGUCUAUUUGUUGCAUGGGAAUGUGGCUCAGGAAAUCUGGAGAAAAAGAGAAAACCAGGGGGACAUCUGGCAUCAGGCUCUAGUGGAUAUCAAACCCCAUGAUAAAUUCAUGAUUUUAUUUGAAGGACGCAGAGGAGACAGUGCUAGGUCAGAUGUGGCUCUGGACGACAUAUCUUUAUACAGAGGACCCUGUGCAGGUUUAUUGAGCUAUCUGACUGUUUCACCUGCACCUGGAAAGCCAACACUAAUCCCGACAGUCACCAACCCAACCACAAAAUCUGCAUUUUCACCUGUGUGCACAUUUGACUGCAAUUUUGACAACAACCUGUGCACAUGGAGUCAGUUAGUGACUGAUGUUUUUGACUGGACAAGACACAGUGGAACCACUUCUACAGCAAUGACUGGCCCCUCAUCUGAUCACACAACAGGAACUGGUUACUACCUGUACAUUGAGGGUGACAGUGCCACUCAUGGAGACACAGCACGUCUCCUCAGUGACGAAUGCUCUGAUGUGCAACACCAGUGUUUGCAGUUCUGGUACCACAUGUACGGCUCCAGCUGGACUAUGGGUCUGACUGUCUACCUAUUGCAUGGGACUGUGGCCCAGGAGGUCUGGAGAAAGAGAGAAAACCAGGGGAACAUUUGGCAUCAGGCUCUAGUGGACAUCACGCCCCACGGCAAAUUCAGGAUUUUAUUUGAAGGACGUAGAGGCCACAGUGAUAGGUCAGAUGUUGCUCUGGAUGAUGUCUCCUUACACAGAGGACCUUGUGCAGGUUUACUGAAAGAUCCAACUGGUUUCCCGUUGCCUGAGCUCUCAACAGUAAUCUCUAUAGUCAGCAGCACAACUACACCUUCACAACCACCUACAAAAACCACUACAGUCAUGCCUGUUCACAGAAAUAUCCCUGCACCAGAGAAAUCUGCUUUAUCACCUGUUUGUAGAAUGAACUGCAAUUUUGACUACAAUUUGUGCACAUGGACUCAGUUAUUGACUGAUGUUUUUGACUGGACAAGGCAACAAGGCUCCACCCCUACAAUGAUGACUGGUCCUUCGUCUGAUCACACAACAGGAGCUGGUUGCUACGUGUACAUUGAGGGUGACAGUGCCACUCAUGGAGAUACAGCACGUCUCCUCAGUGAGGAAUGCUCUGAUGUGCAACCCCAGUGUCUGCAGUUCUGGUACCACAUGUACGGCUCCAGCUGGACUAUGGGUCUAACUGUCUACCUAUUGCAUGGGAAUGUGGCCCAGGAGAUCUGGAGAAAAAGAGAAAACCAGGGGAAUGCCUGGCAUCAGGCUCUAGUGGACAUCACACCCCAUGAUAAAUUCAGGAUUUUAUUUGAAGGACGCAGAGGAGACAAUGCAAGGUCAGAUGUGGCUCUGGAUGACAUCUCUAUACACAGAGGACCCUGUGCAGAUUUAAUACACCAUCAGACUGUUUCACCUGCACCUGGAAAGCCAACACUAAUCCCGACAGUCACCAGCCCAACCACAAAAUUUGCAUUUUCACCUGUGUGCACAUUUGACUGCAGUUUUGACACCAACCUGUGCACAUGGAGUCAAUUAGCAACUGAUGUUUUUGACUGGACGAGACUCAGCGGUCCCACUUCUACAGCAAUGACUGGCCCCUCAUCUGAUCACACAACAGGAACUGGUUACUACCUGUAUAUUGAGGGUGACAGUGCCACACAUGGAGACACAGCACGUCUCCUCAGUGAGGAAUGCUCUGAUGUGCAACCCCAGUGUCUGGAGUUUUGGUAUCACAUGUAUGGUUCCAGCUGGACUAUGGGUCUGACUGUCUACCUAUUGCAUGGGAAUGUGGCCCAGGAGAUCUGGAGAAAGAGUGAAAACCAGGGGAACGGCUGGCAUCAGGCUCUAGUGGACAUCACGCCCCAUGCCAAAUUCAGGAUUUUAUUUGAAGGACGUAGAGGCCACAGCAAUAAGUCAGAUGUUGCUCUGGAUGACGUCUCCUUACACAGAGGACCCUGUGCAGGUGCUUUUGUUUUUACUACAAACUACAUCCAGUUUCAAGGUUUACUGAAAGAUCCGAUUGGUUUCCUGUUGCCUGAGCUGUCAACAGUAAUAUCUACAGUCAGCAGCACAACUACGCCUCCACAACCACCUACAAAAACCACUACAGUCAUGCCUGUUCACAGAAAUGUCCCUGCACCAGAGAAAUCUGCUUUAUCACCUGUUUGCAGAAUGAACUGCAACUUUGACUACAAUUUGUGCACAUGGACUCAGUUAUUGACUGAUGUUUUUGACUGGACAAGACAACAAGGCUCCACCCCUACAUUGAUGACUGGUCCAUCAUGUGAUCACACAACAGGAACUGGUUACUAUGUGUAUAUUGAGGGUGACAGUGCCACUCAUGGAGACACCGCACGUCUCCUCAGUGAGGAAUGCUCUGAUGUGCAACCCCAGUGUCUGGAGUUCUGGUACCACAUGUAUGGCUCUAGCUGGACUAUGGGUCUGACAGUCUACCUAUUGCAUGGAAAUGUGGCCCAGGAGAUCUGGAGAAAAAGAGAAAACCAGGGGAACGGCUGGCAUCAGGCUCUAGUGGACAUCACACCUCAUGACAAAUUCAGGAUUUUAUUUGAAGGACGCAGAGGAGACAAUGCUAGGUCAGAUGUGGCUCUGGAUGACAUCUCUAUACACAGAGGACCUUGUGCAGAUUUAAUAAACCAUCACAUUGUUUCACCUGCACCUGGAAAGGUGACACUAAUCCCGACAGUCACCAGCCCAACCACAAAAUCUGUAUUUUCACCUGUGUGCACAUUCGACUGCAAUUUUGACAACAACCUGUGCACAUGGAGUCAGUUAGCAACUGAUGUUUUUGACUGGACAAGGCACAGUGGUCCCACUUCUACAGCAAUGACUGGCCCCUCAUCUGAUCACACAACAGGAACUGGAUACUACCUGUACAUUGAGGGUGACAGUGCCACUCAUGGAGACACAGCACGUCUCCUCAGUGAGGAAUGCUCUGAUGUCCAACCCCAGUGUCUGUUGUUCUGGUACCACAUGUACGGCUCCAGCUGGACUAUGGGUCUGACUGUUUACCUGUUGCAUGGGAAUGUGGCUCAGGAGGUCUGGGGAAAGAGAGAAGACCAGGGGAACAUCUGGCAUCAGGCUCUAGUGGACAUCACACCCCAUGGCAAAUUCAGGAUUUUAUUUGAAGGACGCAGAGGACACAAUGCAUGGUCGGAUGUGGCAGUGGAUGAUGUCUCCUUCCGCAGAGGAACCUGUGCAGAUUCAGUGAAACAUUUGGUUGGUUCACCUACACCUGACAUUACCCAAUGGUAAUCUCUACAGUCAUCAGUAAAUCUGCUUCACAGCUUCUCAGAUAAACCAAUACUGUCGGAUCAUGUCAUUCUUUCACAACCUUCAGCACCUGGACCAUAUCAUACCACCUCUCUGUCUCAAUCUGGACUUUUGCCUUAAGUUAACAAUCUUGUCUAACUAAUCACUGAUAUUGAUGAAUCUAUAAUUAUUUUGUUAGAUUGUCUAACAAAGCACAAUUACUUUGUGACUGUGCUUACAUUCAAUUUGCAAGUAAUUGCACUUUGAGUUUUUCUUUCACUUGAUCUAUUUUAUUUUACAUUUACUCACUGUUUCAAAGGGAAAAUCUGUACUUUCUAUUCAGUUAUUUUAAAUAGUAGAAUAAAAUAUAAACUCCAACAGAUGAUGAAUGAUUGCUUGAUAUAUUCCUUUAUAAAUUCUUCAUUUUAUUUGUGGUUGUACCAUGCAUGCAUUCACAGUAUCUCCUUCAAUGUAAAAACAGUGCAUGUGACUUGGUACCAGUUUACAUUUUGAAUUUACCUAAUCACAGCUGCUUUUAGCAUGGAAGGUAGAGUAUGCAGGCAGGUAUAGUAAUAGCGUUCAGAAGUUCCUUAUAUUUAGAUAUUAUUUGCUUGUGUUCCUUGGUUUCUUGUUGUAAUGUGCACUACAACACACUGGAACGGUUUAAGCACUAACCCAGAGAUCUCAAUUCGAUGGGACAAUCUAGGUGCAACACUGAAUCUAACCCCCAGAGUGCCUUAGAGAUAACCUUGGUCUGUCACAUGGGGGAAGAGAAAGCUGACUUAAAAACACACUUAUACAAAGCUCCCCACCUCAUCAACAAGCUCUCGUACAUCAAAACCGGUAUGAGGUACUGUCAGAAUCAGGUUCACCUAUGAAGACACUGUCAGUGGCUUCCUCCACUCCACACUCUAACUCACCCAGGGAGUGUGCUGCUGCACUGCCAGAAUCAUCUCAAUCCACCUGCAAAAACCAGGCUUUUGUGCCAGAGGAAACAGCACCAAAACAUCGGGUAUGCACAUCGCACCAUUAUCACAACUACAGAGGCUUAACCCCUCGCAGCUCUGUUGGUCACCGGCACCGCACUCACCACUGUGUCAACUCAGCACUGAAUCCUUAGCGCCACUCUACUUGUUGGAGACUCAAUAAUCAGGGAUGUAAGAAACAAAAUAAUUAACUUUUUGCAUUCCCAGGGGAACUGUAUGCAACAACAUGGAGAACAUCCCACAGAUUUUAAGGAACAACCCAACAACUGACAAAAUAAUUGAACACACGGGUUCAAAUGACAUUUCUAAACAGCAGUUAGAAGUUUUAAAGCAAGAUGUUCUUCGUCUUCUGGACUCCUCCUCAGUCAAAUUGCAUAUAUCAUGCCCAAUACCAACAAUCGGGUGGGGGUCCAGCUGCUUUAGUAGGCUGCUGGGACUAAACACUUAGCUAGCCUCUAUAUGUGCUGCCCAAGGGGUAUAUUUCAUGGACAACUUUAACUUGUUCUGGGAGCGAAGACAUCUGUUUGAAGUGGACGGAUUUCAUCUGAACAUUGCCGGGACAUGAAUGCUCACUUCCAACCUACUCUACAGCAUCUCCCAUACACUCUUAAAAUCCUUCAGCAGCGACAACAACAGCAAUGCUACCCACAACCCUGGGAAGUGGAUAGCACAGCCACAGUCACCCCUCAGAUCGUCACCAGACUGAGAAAUAUGACUGAAGAAAUGGAUGAAAUGCAUGGGCUUCUAACUAAGCUCAGUCAGCAUCACACCCCAAGAUUUACUCCUUCUCCCACUACAUUUCCAGCAGUCCCUACCAGUGGGCAUAUCUAUUCUGGACAUAUUCUGGUCAUUUGAAAUACUUGGUGGCAUGGCCGUAGGAAACAGAAGAGGUCUUCAAAUACAUGUAAUUUAAUUAAGGUGAACUGUACAAGUAAUUAUUUUACUGAAGAAUCACCUCUCCCUGUUCUUAAAUCUGCAGUACUAAAUGUAUAGUCAUUAACAAACAAGUCUUUUGUAAUUAGCCAACUUGUUGAAAAACUGGAUUUUCUUUUCCUGACAGAAAUAUAGCUCCACAGUAAUUACAAUUUUGUACUUAAUGAAACAUUUGAGUACCUUGCAGUGCAUCUCAAGGGAGAUCAGUCUUUUAUUUUAUUAGUCAUCUAUCACCCUCUUAGAGUUAACAAAUUUUUCAUUGAUGAUUUUGGGGAACUGCUUUCUAAGACAUUAACUGAUUAUGAAUAUGUGUUAAUUUCUGGUGAUUUCCAGGUGAUUUCUUUCAGUUCAAAUGUAUUAACUCUGUUGCCCCCUUAAAAACAAAAACUGUCUCUUGGAUAAUUAAAGCUGCCCCUUGAAGAAAUAGUACCUCCACUGUAAGGCUAAAAAUAGACUGCAGAAGAGCAGAAAUGCAGUGGAAGCACACAAAGCUUAUGGUUCACCAAGCUAUCUAUAAAAACAACUUGAAAAUACUUAACAAAAUGAGUGCUAGAAAAUCUUACUUUUCACGUUUAAUUGACAGACACAAAGGCAACUCCAGAUUCCUAUUCUCCACUAUAGAUAGGCUGCUAAACCCCUCACCUCAAAUAUCAUCAGACAUUUUCACAACUGAAAAGUGCAAUGAGUUUGCAGCUUUCUUCAGUGAUAAAAUUACUAUCAUGAGGAAAAACAUAGUCAGCACUUUUCCUGCUGGUAUGUUUUCUAACUCUUCACCAAUUGCUGUUAAAUGCAAUCUCCUUCUCAAUGGUCAGCCCUAACAUACUUGCUCUGGUUAUAUCACUUUUUCUAGUUGCUCUCUCGACUCAUUACCCACCAGCUUUUUAAAGUUGGUUGUAAAUUCAUUAUUGCCAGACACCCUGAGCAUUGUUAAUCUGUCCCUCCAGCAAGGAAUUUUUCCACAUACCUUUAAGACAGCUAUUGUUAGGCCUCUGCUGAAGAGAAACAAUCUUGAUUCUUCUGUGCACAGUAACUAUAGACCUAUGUCUAAUCUUCCAUUUCUUGGCAAAAUAAUUGAAAAGGUUGUGACAAUACAGCUCAAUAACUAUCUCAACAUUUCAGUCUGGCUUUCGGUCCAACCAUAGCACAGAAACUGCUCUUCUAAAAGUUUUAAAUGAUCUGCAACAAAAUAAGGACUCGGGUAAUUCUACUUCUCAGUGCUGCCUUUGACACAGUUUUAUGCCCAG